GGCGCGGCGGUGGGUUUGGCCGCCCCCCCGCCGCAUCCCUGCGCGGGCAGAGCCCCCCGGGCCGGCCCGCGCCUUUGUGCGCUCUUUCCGCGGCUGGUGAUUGUUGAGGUUUGAAAUGGAGAGACGAGGCGGGGGGGAUGGGGGUGUUUGAUUUAUGGUGCCGGAGCGGCUCCGAAAGCCGCCGUGAGACGGAGCCCUCCCGCCCUUCCCCGGGAUCGCGGUGCUGUUGAAGGGAUCUUUAAAGAGGUGAAGGUCUGGAAACAAAAAGUCGCGCAUGGGACAGGAUUACGCAGCCGAUUCUGGCCCAACCCGGAAGUUUAUGUCGGGAACACGUGUUGGUGGGAAGGUGGCGAGGCAGCAGCCGCCGACCCCCCGUCUCUCCCGUCACCUCCCCCGGGGUUUCCCCGCCCGGCCGAGCCCUCCGGGGCCCCGCUGCUCCCGGGGAGCUGAACCGCGGCGACAGACACGGCCUCAAAGUCCAGGGACUCUUAACGAGCGCACCUCAAACAGAGGUUGCUAGGAGAUGGUGGAGCCAGGACAAGAUCUGUUGCUUGCUGCUUUGAGUGAGAGUGGAAUCAGUCCAAAUGACCUCUUUGAUAUUGACUCUCCAGACGUGGUUCUUGCAAAUCCAGCACCAACUCCAGCUGUUCAGCAGUCAGUACCACUUAGUGCGUUAGAACUGGGCCUGGAGACUGAGGCUGCAGCUGCUGUGAAACAAGAACCAGAGACUGUAUCUACUCCAGCCUUAUUAAAUGUUCGGCAACCACCAUCCACCACAACCUUUGUGCUGAAUCAAAUAAAUCAGCUACCAACUUUGGGGACGACAAUAGUGGUGACAAAAACGACGCCUGUCACGACCUCGAGGCAGACGAUCACUGUAGCAAAGAUCAUCCAGACCAGCACAACCACUCGGCCCUCGGUGGCAGCACCAGCAGUUCGCAAUGCCUUGACCACUGCACCUUCCAAGGACCAGAUUCAGCUGAAAGAUCUGCUAAAGAACAAUAGUCUUAAUGAACUCAUGAAAUUGAAGCCACCUCCUAAUAUUGCCCAACCAGUAGCAACAGCAGCAACUGACCUAAGCAAUGGUGCAGUGAAGAAGGAGGCUUCCACAAAAGAGGUAGCAAGAAUAUGGAUAAAUGACAUUAAAAUGAGAAGUUUUUCACCUACUGUGAAAGUGCCAGCAGUAAAAGAAGAGGAGGAACCCGAGGAAGAAGAUGAAGAAGAAAUGGGCCAUGCAGAGACCUACGCUGAAUAUAUGCCAAUAAAAUUAAAAAUUGGUCUACGUCAUCCUGACCCAGUAGUGGAAACCAGCUCGUUAUCCAGUGUGACUCCUCCUGAUGUGUGGUACCAGACAUCAAUAUCAGAAGAAACGAUUGACAGUGGCUGGUUGUCAGCUUUGCAACUCGAAGCAAUCACUUACGCAGCCCAGCAACAUGAAACAUUCCUGCCCAAUGGAGACAGAGCUGGAUUCUUGAUAGGUGAUGGUGCUGGUGUAGGAAAAGGAAGGACCAUAGCUGGAAUAAUCUAUGAAAAUUACUUGUUAGGCAGAAAAAGAGCAGUCUGGUUUAGCGUUUCAAAUGAUCUGAAAUACGAUGCUGAAAGAGAUUUGAGAGAUAUUGGAGCAAAAAACAUAUUGGUGCAUUCAUUAAACAAGUUCAAGUAUGGGAAGAUUUCUUCCAAACAUAAUGGAAGUGUGAAGAAAGGUGUCAUCUUUGCUACCUAUUCUUCUCUUAUCGGGGAAAGUCAGUCUGGUGGUAAAUACAAAACCAGAUUAAAGCAGCUUCUUCACUGGUGUGGUGAAGACUUUGAUGGAGUUAUAGUAUUUGAUGAGUGUCAUAAAGCAAAGAAUCUGUGUCCUGUUGGUUCAUCAAAACCAACAAAAACAGGUCUGGCUGUAUUGGAACUUCAAAAUAAACUUCCAAAAGCCAGGGUUGUUUAUGCCAGUGCCACAGGUGCAUCAGAGCCAAGAAACAUGGCAUAUAUGAACCGUCUUGGAAUAUGGGGUGAAGGAACUCCAUUUAGGGAAUUCAGUGAUUUUAUUCAGGCUGUUGAAAGAAGAGGUGUUGGUGCCAUGGAAAUAGUUGCUAUGGAUAUGAAGCUGAGAGGAAUGUACAUAGCCAGACAGUUGAGUUUUUCAGGUGUAACUUUCAAAAUCGAUGAAGUUCUGCUCUCACAGGAAUAUGUUAAAAUGUACAAUAAAUCUGUGAAACUGUGGGUCAGUGCUCGAGAGAGGUUUCAGCAAGCGGCCGAUCUCAUCGAUGCAGAGCAGCGAAUGAAAAAGUCCAUGUGGGGUCAGUUCUGGUCAGCUCACCAGAGGUUUUUCAAGUACCUUUGCAUAGCCUCUAAGGUGAAGAGGGUGGUGCAGCUGGCUCGGGAAGAAAUCAAGAAUGGCAAAUGUGUUGUCAUUGGCCUGCAGUCGACAGGAGAAGCAAGAACAUUGGAAGCUUUGGAGGAAGGUGGUGGGGAACUGAAUGACUUUGUUUCUACAGCAAAAGGAGUAUUCCAGUCUCUUAUUGAAAAGCACUUUCCAGCUCCUGACAGGAAGAAGCUGUUUAGCUUGUUGGGAAUUGACCUGACUGCUCAAAGUAAUAACAAUUCACCCCGAGACAGCCCUUGCAAGGAGAACAAAAUAAAGAAACGAAAAGGUGAAGAAAUAAGCAGAGAAGCCAAAAAAGCUCGCAAAACAGGUGGCCUUGCAGGAAGCAGCUCUGAUGAGAGUGAAAGUGAGUCUGAUGCUUCAGACAAUGAAGAAAGUGACAAUGAGAGCUCCAAAUUUUUGAGUUCUGGAGACGAUGAUGACUUCAACCCAUUCAGAGAUGAAUCCAGUGAAGAUGAUGAAGAUGAUCCCUGGUUGAUUAGAAAAGAGCAUAAAAAAAAUAAAGAAAAGAAAAAGAAGAAAAGCAUAGACCCAGAUUCUAUUCAAAGUGCCUUACUAGCCUCUGGUCUGGGAUCCAAACGGCCCAGCUGCUUCACUUCCACCGUUGGAACCACCACUUCUAGUACCAACACGUCUGUUUCAGCAAACAGUAACACAAACAGCAGCUUUGUAACGAGUCAGGAUGCUGUUGAAAGGGCCCAACAAAUGAAAAAAGAACUGCUGGAUAAACUGGAAAAGCUGGCUGAAGAUCUUCCACCUAAUACACUGGAUGAGCUUAUAGAUGAACUGGGUGGUCCUGAAAAUGUUGCAGAGAUGACAGGCCGCAAAGGGAGGGUGGUGAGCAAUGAUGAUGGCAGCAUCUCCUACGAGUCAAGGUCUGAACUCGAUGUGCCUGUUGAAAUCCUGAACAUCACAGAAAAGCAGAGGUUCAUGGAUGGAGAUAAGAACAUCGCCAUCAUCUCGGAGGCUGCCAGCUCUGGUAUCUCACUGCAAGCAGACCGCAGGGCCAAGAACCAGAGGCGGAGGGUUCACAUGACCCUGGAGCUGCCCUGGAGCGCGGACAGAGCCAUCCAGCAGUUUGGAAGAACUCAUAGAUCCAACCAAGUGACUGCUCCAGAGUAUGUGUUCCUCAUUUCUGAACUGGCAGGAGAACAAAGAUUUGCAUCUAUAGUUGCAAAAAGACUGGAGAGCUUGGGAGCCCUCACCCACGGGGACAGACGGGCUACAGAAACUCGAGACCUCAGCAGAUUCAAUUUUGACAACAAGUAUGGCAGAAAUGCUUUGGAGAUUGUUAUGAAAUCCAUUGUGAACUUGGACUCCCCAAUGGUCUCACCUCCUCCUGAUUUUCCUGGAGACUUCUUCAAAGAUGUUCGUCAGGGAUUGAUUGGCGUAGGCUUGAUAAAUGUAGAAGACAGAUCUGGAAUACUGACGCUCGAUAAAGAUUACAACAAUAUAGGGAAAUUUCUGAAUCGAAUUCUUGGUAUGGAAGUCCAUCAGCAGAAUGCUUUGUUCCAGUACUUCUCUGACACGUUAAAUGCAGUUAUUCAAAAUGCUAAAAAGAACGGAAGAUAUGACAUGGGCAUCUUAGAUUUGGGCUCUGGGGAUGAGAAGGUGAGGAAGGCAGAUGUUAAGAAGUUUUUAACUCCUGGAUAUUCUACCUCUGGACAUGUAGAGCUGUACACAAUCAGUGUGGAGAGAGGAAUGUCUUGGGAUGAAGCAACAAAGAUCUGGGCAGAACAGACAGGUCCAGAUGAUGGAUUUUAUUUAUCACUUCAGAUAAGAAAUAACAAGAAAACAGCAAUUCUAGUAAAAGAAGUGAAUCCUAAAAAGAAGCUUUUUUUAAUAUACAGACCAAAUACUGGGAAACAACUCAAACUAGAAACAUGUGCAGACCUGAAAAAGAAAUAUAAGAAGGUACCUUCUGAGGAUGCUCUGCCACACUGGCUGGAGCAGUACAACUCCUCUGCAGACACCUGCACCCACGCCUACUGGAGAGGCAAUUGCAAGAAGGCAGGCCUGGGGCUGGUCUGUGAGGUGGGGCUCCGCUGCAGAACCUACUACGUCCUGUGUGGCUCCGUGCUGAGCGUGUGGACGAAGGUGGAAGGAGUCCUGGCCUCCGUGAGUGGCACAAAUGUGAAAAUGCAAAUUGUUCGCCUAAGGACAGAAGAUGGGCAGAGGAUCGUAGGUUUGAUCAUUCCUGCAAAUUGUGUGUCGCCCCUCGUGAACCUCCUGUCGACGUCUGACCAGUCGCAGCAGCUCGCAGUGCAGCAGCAGCAGAUCUGGCAGCAGCACCACCCCCAGAGCAUCACCAACCUCAACAACGCAUAAGAGGACAAGCUACAGGUGUUGACUUUGGUGUUUGAGGAAAAGGCUGUAAAAGCAUAUCACUUGCAUAAAAAUCAGGGACAGAUUCCAAAGAAAUAUAACUUUUUCAGUUCAGUUGUGUGCUCUCAAAUACUUUGGGAAUAAAGAGAUCUAAAAAGGUUGGUAGAACUGAAAGCCAGCAGUUGUUUAUGGUGGUGCAUCUGUCUUUCCUUAUGCUCUCUGUAGUGCUUCCUGUUUGCUUUUACUUUUGGCCUUUUAAGCUACAAACCACAAUUUGUUUGAAAAUGCUUGAAAAUCCCCAAGCAGGCUUUAUUUUUAUCUUGUCAUACAGUGCUCAGGGUUUAACGCAGUGCAUCGAUGCCAUUGCUGUGGGAGAUCUCGAAUGCAUGUAUUGAGUAUAUAUAUAGAAAAAAUAUAUUGGGUUUUUCUCUUCAAUUUGAGUUUAUAAAAGCAUGAAACCUAGAGGUUGCACAUCAUGCAUUCAGGUUCCUUCCCAGUUUCUGUUUGACAGUGCAUGUCUUUGGAAACGGGCAUGGACAGGAUAAACACACGAGACAGGAAUUCAGAGAGAAACACAAUCUUAGUUGUACAGCAUCGGUUAUUGCAUUUUUAUAGUGUUUAUACCCAGGUGUUGCAUUUUUUCUGGUUCUCUCCUGGGAGUUAUAUAUUUGAGUCUACAACAUGUUCUUUUUGUGAUAAACAUCUUAAAUUAAAAUUAGUUCAUUUUUAAUGUAUUAAUGGUAUUCCUAAUGUGUACUGCAAAGAUGGCUGGAUGCCAGUUUUCCUUAAAUUGAAGCAUUUCCUUAAUCUGAGGUGGUUAUGGAAACUUAAGUGCAAAUUCACUUCCAUCUCGCAUACAAUCUUAUAUUUUUUAUUUCAUUAACGUAAUUUAAUUUGUCACUUGUAAGAUGAAACCUUACUUGAGCUGUAAAUUAGAGAUUGGGAAACACUUGAGGGUUCCGCUGUAUGUGCUGUUUCUGUUACCCAGUAACUUGAAUACUGUUUAAUAUGUUGUAAGACAUUGUAGAGUUUAUCUGGAGCUGUUAAAAAGAAAUUGUAAUGUACAAAUGUGAAUAGUCACUUAUCUAUAAUAUGGGUAAGUUUUGUUUUGCCUAUAAUAGUAGAUGUUUAUAAGAAAGUGAAGGACAAUGUUUGUCAUUUCUUGCUUGCACAGGUUGCACUAUUGAAAAAUUGAGAUUGUAUAAACCUGUCCAAAAAACUACAAGAUAAUGAUCUUGUAGAUGUCAAAUAAAAGUUAUUGUACUAACAAGAAGUGGAGUCUUGUUUAGGCAAUCACCAUAUUCCAAAAAUACUAACAAGUUUGUACAAUUGGAAUUCGACAGGACUUGGCAUCUUCCAGGCUGCUCUAACCAGGCUUCUGUCUUGCAGCCCAAAUCUCUCGGCUGAACUCACUAAUGAGGCAAGAACUAAACUCUGUUUAAACCUCCAUGUCUGUUUAAGGAAGGCUCAGCUGCCAGAGCAGGAUUGCUGCAGGUGUGGCACCUCUGAAGCACUCAGUGAGCCACUCAAGGGUCAGAAAGAGCGGGGCUGAAGUUCCACAGCUUGAGGCUGAAGUGGGUUCCUUAGGGAAUUACUGCUCCCAAGGCUCAGUUAACGCUCCCUGUGCCACAGCUCUGUGGUCACCAAGCCCCUGCUUGCCAGGGAAGGAAGUUUGCACGCUUCCCUCAGCUCCCAGCCUGAGCUGGUGGGGAGGGAUGACCCCCUGCUCAUGCUUGGGACUAACUGGAAAUGCAGGUCUGGAACAAAUCCCCGUGUCCUGCUGCACCUGUGUAAAUACCAGGAAUGCAGGUGGUCGGUGUUGGGGGAUCUUCAGUCCGCUGGGAGCAAGGGAAGGGAGCCUGAGUGCUGUCAUAGCGCUGGGAGCUGGUGAUGCCCUGGCAACCUCUAGAGCGCAGGGUGUGGGGGAGGCUGUUCCUGUGUUCUGUACCCACCAGUGGAUGUAUUUGGCAUCCAUUCCAGGAGCAGGGCUGGGAUUUUGAGGAGUGUGUUGACAGAUGACUACUGCAGCAGGCUGUGUGUGGACUGCCCUGUCUCUGCUGCUUAAUUGCUAUUUGCUGUAGAAACUUCUGCCAUCUGAGAUGGUGACAUAACAUUUUAGGUCUUGAUCCUCAGUAAAAUAGUUCUGGAAGUGGUAGAUUCACAAUUAGUGAUUUUAAAUUUUUUUUUUUUUAAAUAAUGAUUUAAAUACACUCAGUUCCUAAGUGCUCUUCUCAGCCUGGUUGUGCUCACUUUCAUUGUUGGGAUGAGCAAGUCUGAUAUUCCCUGUACUGAUGAGCAAACCACACUAUAUUGCUUCAACCUUUUAAACUUCCCAUGGACUUGUGUCCCCUGGAGGGGGAAAAAAGCUGACAGUACUUCCAAGAUCCAUAGGAACUGUUCCUGUUCCAGAAAUCCAUUCCUCUACUUGCUCUUCUUUGCCUGUUCCCUGCUCCUUGCGCCAUCACUGCCUUGGCUUUGCCAUCCAGUUACUAACACAGCUGCAGCCAUGGCUCUGGACUGUUGCAACAUCUUGAAGGUUAACAUCCAAAAAAGAGAACAGCCUUCAAGCUACAGCAACAUUUUCUCUCUUGAAAAUUCCUAGUCAGUGCUUGGGGUGUGGGUUUUAGUAUUUGUUUGCUGCAUGAGCUGCUGAUAAAACCUGGGGAGAAAAGGAACACAAAUAGCUCUGGAUGGGGUAAGGAACAGUGAGUGGUGUCCCUUUGCAGCACUGGCUGUGAGACAAACAUCCUCCUGGGGAGGGAAAAGAGACCAAUUGUCAAGUCAUAAAUUACCAGGCCAGGCAAGGGUGGUCUCUGUGUUUUCCUGCUUGGAGGGUAUUGAUCUGCUUUGUACAAAAUGAAAUACAAAAUGCUUUGUACAUGUGAAAUGGGUAUAAAACCUAUAAAGGGCAGAGGGCUCAUGUAAAAUGGCAGCACUUCUGUACUGUGGGGGUUUUGGAAUUGUGCUGCAGGAGGGGAAGGUACAUAUUUGAGUUGAUUUGGGAAUUGAAAACCCAGAUUUUGGGUUUUCUUUUCUAACUGUCCCUUGACAGCAACUAAAUUAUGACUUGUUAACUAGCUUCAUAAUUAAGAUAUGUCUGGCAUGAUAAAUGCAAUUGUAACCCCUUAACAACCUCCUUGCACAGCAAGUAUUCCACUUUUUCCAGUGGCUGUGUGGUUCAUUGGGAAUACACACCUCUUGUAAGGACUUCAAGUUCCCCAAAGAUGCAAGUUCUCUGUUCCAUGUGUAGUAUUUUCUUUGUAAAUGGAGAAAUCUCUGCAACCUGUAAAUGCUUGUUCAAGUGAAUUAUCAAGGGGUUUUGUAUUUUUCUUUUGUGUUUGGAAUAACUUCACUCGGCUCCCAGCGCAGUCUGUACAUAUAUAGAGCCUGUUUGUAUAUAGAGGUGUUAAAGGCUACUGAAUUAUUGAAUGUAAAUAACUCUUGUUUUUCUCUGUGGUUUUUUCCUUCAUGACCUUCCCAAGAUGUAUUCCUAUUUUCUCAAACUGCCACAUGGGCAGCUUAUGUGUACUUUGAAAUAUAUAUAGAGCAUAUAUAAACCUUCCAGGGUGUGUGUGUACAUUGUA
Molecule: messenger RNA, 8286 nt
Organism: Corvus hawaiiensis (hawaiian crow)
Lineage: Eukaryota; Metazoa; Chordata; Aves; Passeriformes; Corvidae
Gene: SBNO1
Product: strawberry notch homolog 1
Exons: 32
Coding region: 524-4705 (1393 amino acids)
Biological process (GO): regulation of DNA-templated transcription
Cellular component (GO): nucleus
Molecular function (GO): histone binding; chromatin DNA binding
Source: RefSeq, a predicted model, not a curated record